AUGAGGAUACCUUCUUUGCGCAAACGUCCAACUAGAGUAGUUCCAGCUUCAUUCACGAAUAUUAUAUCUGGAAGUAGAGAGAAUGAUACAAUUACAGCUGAAAGUUGUGAAAAAGACAGUGUAUCGGAUGAUAGUACCAAUAAAACUAUAUCACAGAGACCGUUCAUAACUUCCAUAUUCGGUGCGCUCGAAAAGGUAUCUCACAGGGAAACUAACACAAAGCCCUGGGAUUCUUCCAAACUAGCUAGACUCAAAAGCCACCAAAACAACGCAUUUGAGUUCAAAAUACCUCCAAAAAACGAUGAUACUAAUGAGAUCCGCCAAGAUAUAGAUUUAGAUCCUCUAGGAAGUCAUGGGCAGGAUGAUACUAUAUCUCACUGUAAAUCAGAUAACGGAAGCUCUGAACCAAGUAUUCACGAAAAUACCAAAGAUGUGUCGCAUAAUACAACUAAAAAAAAUUCAUUAAAGCCAAAAUACCAACUGAAUUAUAUUGCUACUAUUCAUUCCUCUGAUAAUGAUGUAUCGUCUGAGGAUGUCUCAGAUGUUACAAAGGAUGAAAACGGGAAUGUAAAAGGUGAUUUAAUGAGUGGGAGAUAUUCGCAUCUUGCACAAUAUCGCAAUGAAAGUGUCCGAUCGCUUUUGGAAAAGGGGCUAUCUGAGCUUGAAUAUUUCAAUCUUCUUAUAAAGGAACGUGCUACAAAUGGGGAAUUGAAAGACUGUCUGAAUAUAUUAUCCGAGCUAAAGGAACGUAAUAUACCCCUUUCUACGGAGACAUAUAACAAUGCUUUAAUAGGAUGUGUGAAAUCUAAGGAUCCAAAAACUGCCAGAUACUUAUUCCUUUGCUUAAGAUCUGAUGCAUUACCACCUGAUUUAAGAACCUAUACGCUCCUGAUAAAAACGCACAUGUCAUCUGGCGAUGUAUCUAGUGCAUUUUCCCUUUACAGAAAAAUGGAAAAGGAAGGAAUUAAAGCAGACUUGGUAAUAUUUUCUGUGCUAAUCGAUGGACUAAUUUCAAAAGGGUACAUUUCAAACGCUUGGAGAUUGUAUAACUAUAUGAGAACUUGGAGAUUGAUAGAGCCUGAUGAGGUUUUGUUCACAAUAAUGAUAAAAGGAUGUGUAUCUACGCGGGAGGCUGAAAAGGCUUUGACGCUUUAUGAUGAAAUGUUACAGCUUAAAAAAUAUCCUACCUGCUAUACGUAUGGAGAACUAAUCCACUGUUUAUCAAAUAGAAGAGAUUAUUUCCAAAAGUGUUUUUCUCUUUUUAAUCAGAUGAAAGCAGAAGAAUAUCAGAUCCCUCCACAGAUCAUAUAUUAUUUGUUACAGGCAUGUGCAACAUGCGGAAACAUACGAAAAGCAAAAGAGGUAUUCUUUGAGGCUAAGAAUUUAGGGAUUAAAGUUGACGAAGAAAUGUAUAUACUGCUCAUAAAGACAUUCGCAAAACAAAUUGGCCGAGAUAAUAUGACGGAGAAUGAGAAGAUCAAUAGCAUUCGCAAAGUAUGGGAAAUCGUUCAUACGAUGUCUUCCAAUAAUAUGAAGGUAACCACAAGGUUGCUUAAUGCAAUAAUUUUGGUUUAUGAAAAUGGAAACUACUAUGAUUAUGCAUUGGACGUACUUGGGCAUUUUUCAAGAUUUAAUGCUAAACCUGACUAUAUGACAUACUUUAUCCUACUAAGAAUGCUCGGAUCGAAGCAGAAGGACCCAGGGAGGUUCUUUACUUUGUGGACUGAAGCCAAAGUAGAAAUUCAACCAGGGAAGAGUCUUUUGUGCAUGGCUCUAGAAAUGGCAAUUUUAUCGAAAUCUGCGAAAAAGACUCUUGAAAUACUCAAUGAGAUGUACUGUGCAAAAGUGUUUCCAACUCCUGCUCUAAUGAGGAAGUUGUACGAGAGUGGAAAAAAAAUUACACAAAUUCAUCUAAUGAUAAACAACUUGGUGACUCUGCAGAGACAACUCGUAUUUGAUGAAAAGACAAGGGAAAAGAAUAUGUUACAGACAUAUGUUGACGAACAUUCACUGAAUACAAAUCGCAUCAUUUAG
This is a messenger RNA of Theileria equi strain WA, 2034 nucleotides long. RefSeq names its product pentatricopeptide repeat domain-containing protein. The coding region runs from base 1 to 2034 and encodes 677 amino acids. Gene Ontology annotation, molecular function: protein binding. The record is from RefSeq and is a predicted model, not a curated record. The transcript is spliced from 4 exons. Lineage: Eukaryota; Apicomplexa; Aconoidasida; Piroplasmida; Theileriidae.